AUCAGUCUUCUGGCAUUUCCUGCAGCCGGGCCGCGCCGCCAGCUGAGCCCCCGCGCGCCCGGCCGGGCCGGGGCGCCGAGAUCGCCGCACGAAGCCGCCCAGCGCUCAGGCCAUGAAGGAGGAGGCCUUUCUCCGGCGCCGCUUCUCACUGUGCCCGCCUUCCUCCACCCCUCAGAAGGUCGACCCCCGAAGACUCACCCGCAACCUGCUGUUUGGCGGAGAGAAUGAGCUCUACCCUCUCAGCCCAGGGAAGGACAUGGAGCCCAACGGCACGUCGCUGCCAAGAGAUGAAGGGCCCCCGACCCCAGGCUCUGCCACGAAGGUGCCUCCGGCAGAGUACAGGCUGUGCAAUGGAUCCGACAAGGAAUGUGUGUCCCCCACAGCCAAGGUCACCAAGAAGGAAACUCUCAAGGUGCAGAAGGAGAACUACCGGCAGGAGAAGAAGCGCGCCACCAGGCAGCUGUUCAGCGCCCUGACGGACCCCAGCGUGGUCAUCAUGGCCGACAGCCUGAAGAUCCGCGGGACCCUGAAGAGCUGGACCAAACUGUGGUGCGUGCUGAAGCCGGGGGUGCUGCUCAUCUACAAGACGCCCAAGGUGGGCCAGUGGGUGGGCACCGUCCUGCUGCACUGCUGCGAGCUCCUCGAGCGGCCCUCCAAGAAGGACGGCUUCUGCUUCAAGCUUUUCCACCCGCUGGACCAGUCCGUCUGGGCCGUGAAGGGCCCCAAAGGCGAGACUGUGGGCUCCAUCACACAGCCCCUGCCCAGCAGCUACCUGAUCUUCAGGGCCGCCUCUGAGUCAGAUGGCCGCUGCUGGCUGGACGCCCUGGAGCUGGCACUGCGCUGCUCCAGCCUCCUGCGACUCAGCACGUGCAAGCAGGGCCGCGACGGGGAGCCCGGGUCCUCGCCAGACGCGUCGCCCUCCUCACUCUGCGGGCUGCCCCCCUCCGCCGCCAUCCACGACCAGGACCCGUUCCCACUGAAUGGGUCCUCCCUGGAGAAUGAUGCUUUCUCGGACAAGUCGGAGAGAGAGAACGCUGAGGAGUCAGAUACCGAGGCCCAGGACCACAGCCGGAAGACUGAGAGCGGGAGUGACCAGUCGGAGACCCCGGGGCGCCCAGCGCGGAGAGGGACCACGUAUGUGGAGCAGGCCCACGAGGAGCUGGGGGAGCUGGGCGAGGCGUCCCAGGUGGAGACGGUGUCCGAAGAGAACAAGAGCCUGAUGUGGGUCCUGCUGAAGCAGCUACGGCCUGGCAUGGACCUGUCCCGUGUGGUGCUACCCACGUUCGUGCUGGAGCCCCGCUCCUUCCUCAACAAACUCUCUGACUACUACUACCACGCCGACCUGCUCUCCAGGGCUGCACUGGAGGAGGACGCCUACAGCCGCAUCAAGCUCGUGCUGCGCUGGUACCUGUCUGGCUUCUACAAGAAGCCCAAGGGGAUCAAGAAGCCCUACAACCCCAUCCUGGGGGAGACCUUCCGCUGCUGCUGGUUCCAUCCCCAGACCAACAGCCACACCUUCUACAUAGCGGAGCAGGUGUCCCACCACCCGCCCGUGUCCGCCUUCCAUGUCAGCAACCGGAAGGACGGCUUCUGCAUUAGCGGCAGCAUCACGGCCAAGUCCCGGUUCUACGGGAACUCGCUGUCGGCUCUGCUGGACGGCAAGGCCACGCUCACCUUCCUGAACCGGGCAGAGGAUUACACCCUCACCAUGCCCUACGCCCACUGCAAAGGUAUCCUGUAUGGCACCAUGACCAUGGAGCUGGGCGGCAGGGUGACCAUCGAGUGCGAGAAGAACAACCUCCAAGCUGAGUUGGAAUUCAAGCUCAAGCCUUUCUUUGGGGGCAGCACAAGCAUCAACCAGAUCACGGGGAAGAUCGUGUCGGGGGAGGAGGUCCUGGCGCGUCUCUCGGGACACUGGGACAGAGAAGUGUUUAUCAAGGAGGAGGGGAGAGGAGGCACCGAGCUCUUCUGGAACCCAAGCAGGGAGGUGCGCGGGCAGAGGCUGAAGCGGCACACCGUGCUGUUUGAGGAGCAGACGGAGCUGGAGUCAGAGAGGCUCUGGCAGCACGUCACCAGGGCCAUCUGCGAGGGUGACCAGCACAAGGCCACAGAGGAGAAGUUUUCCCUGGAGGAGGCACAGCGGCAGCGGACUCGCGAGCGCCAGCAGAGCCUCACGCCCUGGAAGCCACAGCUGUUCCACCUGGACCCCGCCACCCAGGAGUGGCGCUACCGAUACGAGAACCUCAGCCCCUGGGACCCGCUGAAGGACAUCGCCCAGUUUGAGCAAGACGGGGUCCUGCACACCCUGCAGCGGGAGACCAUGGCCGGCCAGACCACCUUCCUGCGCAGCCCGGGGCCCAGGCACCAGGGGCCUGGCCCAGACCGGCGGCUCCGCAAGGCCAGCGACCAGCCCUCCGGCCACAGCCAGCUCACGGAGAGCAGCGGCUCCACGCCCGAGUCCUGCCCGGAACUCUCGGACGAGGAGGAAGACGGUGACUUCGUUCCUGGCUGCGAGAGCCCGUGCCCUCGGUGUGGGAAGGAGGCGCGGCGGCUGCAGGUGCUGCACGAGGCUAUCCUGUCCAUCCGGGAGGCCCAGCAGGAGCUCCACAGGCACCUCUCAGCCAUGCUGAGCUCCACGGCCCAGGCCAGGCAGGCGCCGACCCCAGGCCUCCUGCAGAGCCCCCGCUCCUGGUUCCUGCUCUGCGUGUUCCUGGCGUGUCAGCUGCUCCUUAACUACAUCCUCAAAUAAGAGCCCGUCGGGGGCAGCGUGGGCAUCACCUGCAGAACUCCGGCCAGCCCCGACCCGCCCUCCCACCCAGGCACCUAGCACUUUAAGCCAGCCCCAGGGAGGCAGAGAGAGCCAGCCAACAUGGACAGAGGGGCCCACGGCGACGGGAGGGACCCAGGGGGCCGCACAGGCUCCUCUUGGGGAGGCACUGGCCUCUCCCGCAGGGCCCUCCACCCAGCGCCGGCCUUGAUGCUAAAGCCAAAUGCCGCUUCACCGUGCACCACUCUCCCUGGUCAUCUCGCCUGGUCCUUCCCAGUGCAGCUUCCACUGGCCAAGUGGGACUGCCGGAGGGAGGGUAGGAGUGCCUG
Ceratotherium simum simum (southern white rhinoceros) is the source of this 3096-nucleotide messenger RNA. RefSeq names its product oxysterol binding protein like 5 (gene OSBPL5). The record is from RefSeq and is a predicted model, not a curated record. Gene Ontology annotation, cellular component: membrane; cortical endoplasmic reticulum; cytosol. Gene Ontology annotation, molecular function: cholesterol binding. NCBI's taxonomy places the organism in Eukaryota, Metazoa, Chordata, Mammalia, Perissodactyla, Rhinocerotidae.